GGUACGGCUUUUUUGCCUCCCAAGCCUCCCCAGACUGAUCAUCUCUAGGAAACAAGCCAAAGUUAAAACGGGAAGAUGCAAAUACUGUAAAAUACAGAGAGCACUGCAAGAAAUUUCAAAAGGGACUCUCCAAUGUCCUCAUCUCCAUCUCCCCGUCCGCCCUCUUUAUCACCAUGCGUCCUCGUAGCUCGGUUCCUCAGGUCCAACAAUUACGAGCAAACACUAGCAGCAUUUCUCGAAGAAACGGGCCUGCCGCCCGACUUAGGUCUCUCGGCUUUGGAGCCAAGGAGUGAGGAUUGGACUAUUGAGAAAAUUCUGGAGGAAAAGAUGGUUUUUGAUAAAUCCCUGGAAUUUGAAAGAACUGCCCAUGAAGAAGGGCAGGAUGGGUGGAGCAUUCCUGCACCAUCGACACCAAACAUCAUUGAGACUCCAAGCAAGUCGAACCUAGUCACCGUCACUGUUCAACCCUAUAUAAAAUCAUCAGAAGAUGGCCAUCCGGAAGAAUCGUCAGUGAUCAUUGCUUCGGGGGCGGACAAGCGCGUGAGUCUCUAUGAAGUUGACGCCCCCUACUCUGUCAUAUCUACAUUCAAAGACCUAGUAGAUUCCCCUCUUCUUUCUGGCACCUGUCUCUACGAUGGCGCAUACCGAGCCACGACAACGAUGUCCGGGCAACUAUUGCUAUUCCAAGGACAGAAAAUUAUAGCAUCCAGAAAAGAUCAUACCAAAUGUGCCGUAGCGGUGGUGGCGUUCCAGGAAGAGCAGCCGAUAUUCCAAACCACGUGGCUAGCGACGGCGGGGUGGGAUUCGAGAAUAUAUAUCUACCGCAUCACAAUCCCAGAUGUAGGUGCGCAGCUCACAAUCGGUGAACCGCUAGCGGUUAUCAAAACGGCCACGGUACCGGAGUGCAUUCUCUUCAUGCGCAGCCAGGGUACGGGGGAUCUAGUCCUUCUGGCCUCUGUAGCUGAUUCAACAAACCUAUACUAUUACCUCGUCGAAUCGCCCCUUAACAGGCUCGAAAGAGGGCAUAGAACGAUCAACAAUCAACCGCACGAAUGCCCACUUCUUGGAAAGCAGGAUCUAUCACCACACUCGAAUGCAUGGGUUGCGUUCUCCCCCGCCUGUUUUGCUCUUAGUCCGCGAGACCCAACCCUUCUUGCUGUCGCGACGUCAAGCCAGCCGUAUAUGAAACUCAUAUUUGUGCGGAUUCUCAUGCCAUCGGCAUCACCAUCUACACCGCCUGAACGUAGGCAAAGCUCCGGCCAGCGGGUGACACAGGCAUUACGCGCGAUGGCAGAUCUUGGCAUCCAUAAUCGAGAGGACGCUGCCAUCCUUGCUCAAGUGAACACGAUGGCGCCACAAACAGCAUAUUCUACCCCGCAGGUUGUUUGGAGGCCCGACGGGUCUGGGGUUUGGGUUAAUGGAGAGGAUGGGGUGAUUAGGGGUAUAGACGCUAGGACGGGGAAGCUGGUCGUGUCUUUGACAGGAGGACAUGAACCUGAUACCAAGGUCAGGAGUAUCUGGGCAGGUUGGGUUCGCUUGAAUGACGGAGAGAAUGAAGAACGGCUGGUUAGUGGUGGAUUUGAUAAGAAGUUGAUUAUGUGGACGCCAGAGCGUAGAUAA
This is a messenger RNA of Blastomyces dermatitidis ER-3, 1620 nucleotides long. RefSeq lists its product as uncharacterized. The coding region runs from base 133 to 1620 and encodes 495 amino acids. The transcript has 2 exons. The record is from RefSeq and is a predicted model, not a curated record. Gene Ontology annotation, molecular function: protein binding. Lineage: Eukaryota; Fungi; Ascomycota; Eurotiomycetes; Onygenales; Ajellomycetaceae.